This is a messenger RNA of Trypanosoma theileri, 927 nucleotides long. RefSeq names its product cell cycle checkpoint protein. The record is from RefSeq and is a predicted model, not a curated record. NCBI's taxonomy places the organism in Eukaryota, Euglenozoa, Kinetoplastea, Trypanosomatida, Trypanosomatidae. The coding region runs from base 1 to 927 and encodes 308 amino acids. Gene Ontology annotation, cellular component: checkpoint clamp complex. The transcript has a single exon. Gene Ontology annotation, biological process: DNA damage checkpoint signaling; DNA repair.
AUGUCAGUCUACUGUCGUGUGGCUCAUCCUCAUCUUCUUCUAAAGGCAUUGGCAGUUCUGACCAUCACAAAAGAUUCAUGGGCCACCGUUGCUUUCUCAGACAAUGUUGUUGUGCUCCAUGUUGAGGGAUCUGAUCAGAGUAUCACUGCCACGGCAACACUUCCCACAGCACUUUUCUCUGAAUACUCCGCUACAGAUGCACGUUUCAUGGUUCAUCUUGCAUCUCUUCGUGAUGCACUUCUCCUUGGCGGCCCAGCUCUCUUAUCUACAGUAACUCUUGCUCGUAUCGUAUUAGCAUACCCCAUGGGAGAUGCCAAGUUACUAGUUGAACUAACAGAUGGUGAUUGUGUUUUGCAGUCUACACUUGUCACUCGGCCAGUAAAGGAUCACUUGCUAGAUCUACACUUUGGCAAUGCACGGGUGGUGAACAAAUUAACACUCCUUGGCGAUGUCGCCCGGGAUGUUAUUGAGGAUCUGGUGGUGGCCCAAUGCCCACAGGUGGUGGUGGUGUUGGAUCCCCAAGAGGGAGUGACCCUCCGCGGCGAGGGUGGACCAUACGGGGCGGUGACUGUGCAGAUGCGACGUAAUGCGGAGGUGAUUCUUUCCACUCUUGCAGAGGGAAAACAUGCGCAGACUCGCGUGUUGCGAUCUCACUUGGCACUGGCCUGCGGGGUACGGGCUGGCGGCAAGUUACUGCGUAUGACUGGAUCAAAUAAUGAUCAUCUACUGGGAAAUAUCGGACUUUUUAGCAGUAGCGGCGGUGGUGGUGGUGGUGGACAGCAACCAACGUUUGGAGGGUUUGAACGGCUUUUAUUUCAGAUUAACGAGGAACGUCAGCUCAGUGUGGUACACACAACAAGAGAUCAUGACAUUGCGGUGACAGUGAAUGUCGUAGUAUCACCACUUUGCGACCUAUACGACGAAUAA